This is a messenger RNA of Schistosoma guineensis, 315 nucleotides long. The record is from the annotation of a GenBank genome assembly. NCBI's taxonomy places the organism in Eukaryota, Metazoa, Platyhelminthes, Trematoda, Strigeidida, Schistosomatidae.
AUGCAGAAGCAAUCCGAGAAAACACUAUCUAAAGUUGAAGUUCCACUGAUCACUACUAAUCAACCAAAAGCACGAGAAGAGUUUAGAGAUAGAUCAACAACAUUAAAAUGUCCAUCAUGUGGGAAAGAUAUAUCUACACAAUUAGAAUAUCAUAAUGGUUUAUUAACUUAUGCAGCUUGUAUCGGUAUAUUCGUUCUUGGAGGGGCUUGUGGUUGUUGUUUAAUACCAUUCUGUGUGAAAGCGUGUAAAGAUGUGGAUCAUAAAUGCCCAAGUUGUCACAGAUACAUUGGAUCUUAUCGUAGACUAGGAGAUUGA